Rhodotorula graminis WP1 is the source of this 567-nucleotide messenger RNA. RefSeq lists its product as uncharacterized. Gene Ontology annotation, molecular function: rRNA small subunit aminocarboxypropyltransferase activity. The record is from RefSeq and is a predicted model, not a curated record. Lineage: Eukaryota; Fungi; Basidiomycota; Microbotryomycetes; Sporidiobolales; Sporidiobolaceae. Gene Ontology annotation, biological process: maturation of SSU-rRNA. The transcript is spliced from 6 exons. The coding region runs from base 1 to 567 and encodes 188 amino acids.
AUGGUGCCUGUGGCGAUGUGGGACUUUGACCACUGCGACCCGCGCAAGUGCUCCGGCAAGAAGCUCGCGCGCAUGAACCUCAUGGAGGAGCUGCGAGUCGGCCAGCGCUUCCAGGGCAUCGUCAUGAGUCCAAAGGGCAAGGACGUCGUCUCGCCCGCCGACAAGGACAUUGUCGCCACGGCCGGCGUCGCCGUCGUCGAGUGCUCGUGGGCGCGCCUCGACGAGAUCCCCUUCAACAAGAUCCGGUCGCCGCACGAGCGGAUAUUGCCGUACCUCGUCGCCGCCAACCCGGUCAACUAUGGCAAGCCGUACAAGCUCACGUGCGCCGAGGCGAUCGCGGCCGCGCUCUACAUCACGGGCUUCGAUGCCCAGGCCGAGGUCCUCUUGAGCAAGUUCUCGUGGGGCCACUCGUUCUGGGAGGUCAACGGGCCCAUCAUCGAGCGGUACCGAACGUGCACGACGCCCGAGUCGGUGCUCGCCAUGCAGGAGGUCAUGAUCCGCGAGAUGGAGCAGGAGCAGUCGGAGCGGCGUGCGUCCCUCUUCUCCCUCACUCUCGUUGGCGAAUGA